Molecule: messenger RNA, 1578 nt
Organism: Neoarthrinium moseri
Lineage: Eukaryota; Fungi; Ascomycota; Sordariomycetes; Amphisphaeriales; Apiosporaceae
Exons: 2
Coding region: 1-1578 (525 amino acids)
Source: RefSeq, a predicted model, not a curated record
AUGGAGAAUGUGUAUACACCUGCCGACCUGUCGACAUACAGCGAUGUCUGCCCAGAGGAACCAGAUCCUCAUAUCCGGGAAAUCGCCGAUUUGAUGACAGAGUGGUUUCAGCUCUUCAUAGACAUGAGGUACCUCGAUGCUGGGGACGUCGCGUUCCCUCCGCAUAGGCAUCAGAAGAUCGACACGAGUAAACCUGCAGCUUACGGCUUUGCCAAGGAUGUAGUGGACCUCUGGCAAAUGCUGCCGUAUCGAAUCUCCAGCCGACAUACAAACUGGAAUUUUGGGUCCGAUGGGGACGAGUUUCUCAGCUGGAGCGAAUUCCUCAACGACUUGAGAGCCCCGGAUACGGAUUGGUGGCAGGCUACCGUCGACCCGUUCUUCCGGUUCGGUGCAGCCGAGGAUGUCGUAACCCGGGAUUGGAAUCAUGAGGACGGACCGUACAUACGACCAUGGUAUGCUGUGCUCACGCAGGUGGGAAACCAUGGCAGUGUCAUGGUCCUGAACACAAGAAACUAUCACAUGUGGUUCAUCCAGCAACUGGGGGGCACAGCGGAUCCUGCACUGCACGAGCGACCCCACAUAGAAACGGGAAAGCUCAACGAAAACGAUUUGGACCAAUAUCCUUCGCGUCCGGCGGCUGAGUUCCUGCGAGAUAUGAUCUCAAGGUUCCGGGACUUGACUUGGAUCCCGGGUGGGCUGUAUGAACCCAGUCCCGAUUCAGAGGAUCCUGAGGAUGUCGACUAUUACACCAACUUCAAGGAACUAUACAAGAAGUGUGGAUGGCCGGAAAAGUUCGACCCACUCCUAUUUGACCGACUGAGGUCUGAGGGAGGGACGGCCUUUUCCUACCAUAAACCUACCCCGGAGCCCACAGAACGCGUAGAGUCUUACUCAAGUCUGGGGAAACUGUACUACAUCAUGGCUAACGCCAGGGAGAUAGUUCAACAACAGAUUCACCACGUCGACGCAGCCUACAGGCUAGAUCGCACCGUGGUUGCCAAUGAGUGGGAGCGGAACGCCCUCAAAGCGCGGCUUGCAGGUGCCCAACAUGUACUUGAACCAAUGAAGAGGUGGGAAGAUGACCAAGUUAGCCUUCGUAGUGAGUUGGAGUUCAGGGUCUCGGAUCUCGAGGCACUACGUACGCGCUCAGGUCGGUAUGCGGGUCCAGGGUGGGCUGGAGUGUCAGACGCUGAGAUUCGCCGUCUGUACGACAAGGCUGCGGCAGCCGACAGCAUCGCCACUUUGCAGGCCCUGCUGCGUGACAAAGAUGCGUAUGAGAGGGCGGUGAGGGUAUAUGAAGAAGCCAAAAAGGCCGCGAAAGAGACUCCGCAGGAGGCAUGGAACGCGAUGGCCGAAGACUACAGAGUCUGGGAGAAUGACGACUGGAAAGAGAGGUGGAGCAUCUUGGGGAGCGGUACCACUGUUGUGGACCUGAAGACGGUCAUAGACGAGGAUUUGAGCUGGCAAGAGCUGCAGAGACGCAUCGUGUACGAGCUGGAGAAGAAUGAGGACAGGUCUUGGAGAGGGGAGAGACUUUGGCGAAAUAAUGAAGGGAAAGUUGAUAUGGUGCUUGGGUAA